CAGCGAUGAUGAUUUGAUGCUUGGUAUUUUUAGAAACAGAAUCGCAAUUCCUAUUCUAGUAGCGAUAUCUUUUGUUCCAUUAAUGGAGAUAGCGAUGAUGCAAAUGAGAGCAGUUCUGAUAGAGAGCAGCACUGUUGUCGAAGAUCCAAGUGUGAGAAGGUCUGAUAGCGAUGAUAGCAGUUCUGAUGAAGAAACAACAACUUUUAUCUGUGAAUGUAUGGAUAUAGAUUACAUAAGUUUAAGUUUUGCAAUAUGCAUAAACUUUAAUAUUGUAUUGAAUG
Molecule: messenger RNA, 281 nt
Organism: Funneliformis caledonium
Lineage: Eukaryota; Fungi; Glomeromycota; Glomeromycetes; Glomerales; Glomeraceae
Source: the annotation of a GenBank genome assembly